CUCUCGCCCUCACAAAGAUGGCGUCGAAGCAGCGAGGGGGCCGGCGGGCGGCGGGAACGGCGGCGACGGGCCGGGCGGCCGCCGAGGAGGCCGAGCAGUCGGUGCCGCUGCAGGCGGUGCUGGUGGCGGACAGCUUCAACCGGAGGUUCUUCCCCAUCACCAAGGACCAGCCGCGGGCUCUGCUCCCCCUCGCUAAUGUAGCGCUGAUCGAUUACAGCUUGGAGUUUCUAACAGCGACUGGUGUCCAAGAAACCUUCGUUUUCUGCUGUUGGAUGGCCCAGAAAAUCAAGGAGCACAUUCAGAAAUCAAAGUGGAACCGUCCCACCUCUCCAAAUACCAUCCAUGUCAUGAGUUCCGAGUCCUAUCGGUCUUUGGGGGACGUGUUAAGGGACGUAGAUGCAAAGUCGCUUGUCCGCUCAGAUUUCAUAUUAAUUUAUGGAGAUGUUGUAUCCAAUAUCAAUGUGACCAAAGCGUUGGAGGAACACAAGGCUCGACGGAAGUUGGAGAAGAACGUGUCUGUCAUGACAAUGAUUUUCAAGCAGUCAUCACCAGGUCACAGGACAAGGAGUCAGGAGGAUGACAUCAUUGCAGCCGUGAACAGCAAGACCAGCCGCCUGCUGCACUAUCAGAAAGCCCGCAAGCUGAAGAAGUUCCGAUUUCCUAUGCACGUCUUCCACAGUAACAAUGACGAGAUUGAAAUCCGGCAUGAUCUGCUUGACUGUCACAUCAGCAUCUGUUCCCCACAGGUUGCAGAACUGUUCACAGAUAACUUCGAUUAUCAAACCAGAGAUGACUUUGUGCGGGGGAUUCUUGUAAACGAAGAGAUAUUAGGCAAUCAGAUUCAUAUGAACGUGACAGCGGAUGAAUAUGGGGUGAGGGUCUCCAACCUACUCACGUAUGAAGCAGUGUGUUCUGAUGUCAUUCGCCGCUGGGUCUACCCCUUAACCCCAGAGAUGAACUUCACAGACGACGAGAGAGGUUUCAGUGUCCAUCUGCGGCACAACGUCUACCGGGGCUCAGAAGUCAGCCUGGGUCAGGGCAGUGUGGUGGAAGAGAAUGUCGUCAUCGGCAAAGGCACUGUCAUCGGAAGGAACUGCUUUAUUACAAACACCACCAUUGGUCACAACUGCGUUAUAGGAGAUAACGUGAAACUCGACCAAGCCUAUAUAUGGAAUAACAUCUCUAUCGGAAAUGGAGUGGAAAUCUGCAGAUCAGUUGUGUGCAGCCAGGUGGAAGUUAAGCCUGGAGUCAAACUCAAUGCGCACUGUGUUUUAGCAUUUAAUGUGAUUGUGGGGCCGAAUAUAUCCCUUCCUGAGGGAACUGUCGUCUCGAUGCACCUGCCAGAUGAAGAGGAAGAUGAGGAUGAGUUCAGCGAUGAUGCAGGAGUGAACCAUGCACCACUGAAAGCAAAGGUGAAAGGCUACAACUCAGACGAAGUGGGAUCGGAGGGUGUGGGGUAUAUAUGGAAGGUCCCUGCUGAGCAAGAGGAUGAAGAGGAUGAACCGGUGCGAGAUAUGUGGGGUCUGAAUCUGAAGCCUCAGUCGAGGAGCGAGAGUGAGAGCGAAAUGAGUCUCUGCUCACAAGAGGAAGAGAGCAGAAGUAUCUCACCUCAGAUGGAUGACGCAAAAGUAUUUCAGAAUGAAGUUCUUGGCACACUGCAACGGGGGUUGGAGGAAAAUAUUUCCUGUGAUCACCUUGUGCUGGAGAUCAACUCUCUCAAGUACGCCUACAACAUCACCAUGAAGGAUGUGACACAGCUCACCACUAAGGUGGUCCUGGAGAUGCCCCUCCAACAGCACGGACCUGAAAUCUCUGCUGCACAGUACGGCAACGCUCUCAUCUCUCUUUUGAAGAAGUGGUCACAGGUGUUUAAGAAUUACAUCAAGCGGGCCAUUGAUCAUCAGAAUUGCCUGGCUGCUAUCGAGGAGUUCUUCAUCGAACACGAGGCGCUCUGGCCUGCCAUCGUCAAGGUGUUGAUGACCCUGUAUCAGCUGGAAGUGUUGGCAGAAGAGGCUGUUCUCCAUUGGUUCUCUCAGACCACAUACACAGAGAAGGCGAAAAGACUUCGAAAGCAUCAGGGGGUGCAGAGGUUCAUCGUAUGGCUGAAAGAGGCAGAGGAAGAAUCGUCUGGGGGAGAGGACUGACAAUCGGGUCAUACGGACCCUUCGUAACCUCCGGCAUCACUGUUGACUGAAAUGGCCACUCGGGUCAACUGACCCAAAUCUCGUUGAGUGUGUUAUAUCAUUUUAAGUGCAAGGAGUAAAAGAGUUUUAUCAGGUUGAAAGGUUUUAAUUGGA
Molecule: messenger RNA, 2297 nt
Organism: Pristis pectinata (smalltooth sawfish)
Lineage: Eukaryota; Metazoa; Chordata; Chondrichthyes; Rhinopristiformes; Pristidae
Gene: eif2b5
Product: eukaryotic translation initiation factor 2B, subunit 5 epsilon
Exons: 16
Coding region: 18-2144 (708 amino acids)
Cellular component (GO): eukaryotic translation initiation factor 2B complex
Molecular function (GO): translation initiation factor activity; guanyl-nucleotide exchange factor activity; translation initiation factor binding
Source: RefSeq, a predicted model, not a curated record